Molecule: messenger RNA, 978 nt
Organism: Capronia coronata CBS 617.96
Lineage: Eukaryota; Fungi; Ascomycota; Eurotiomycetes; Chaetothyriales; Herpotrichiellaceae
Exons: 1
Coding region: 1-978 (325 amino acids)
Source: RefSeq, a predicted model, not a curated record
AUGGUCCAUCUGAUCCUCACCGGCGCCACGGGCCUCAUCGGGUCCAGCAUCCUCUCGCACAUCCUGUCGCUCCCCAGCGGCGGCAACAUCACCCGUCUGAGCAUCUUGACGCGCAACCCGACGAUCCCCCUACUCGCGAGCACGCCGCCGCCGGGGACGCCGCGGGCCAACCAGACCACGCGCAUCGAGGUCAUCCAACACGCCGACUUCUCCGCGUAUCCGCCCGAGCUGCUGGAGCGGCUGCAGGGCGCCGAUGCCUGUAUCUGGGCGUUGGGGGUCAGUCAGAGCGACGUGGACGCGGACACGUAUGUGCGCGUGACGCGCGACUUUGCGCUGGAGGCGGCUAAGGCGUUUUCGGAGCUGAGAUCGUCGAAGUCGAAACCGACAAAGACUACUGAUAGUAGUGCCGUGGCGGGUGGGAGCGAGAUGGACGGCGCGAACGGGAAUGAUUCUUUAAAGCAGAGAACGGCAACGACAACGACAACGACGGCUAGUGGCGGCGAGGAAGGACAAAGAGACGCAGACGAGAAAUUCAAGUUCAUCUACGUCUCGGGCGAGGGCGCCACGCUGCAUCCCAGAGCAUGGACGCCCAUCUUCGGCCGCGUCAAGGGCGAGACGGAAGCGGCGCUGCUCGCGCUCUCCAAAACACAACCCUUCGCUUCUACUCUCGCCGUGUAUUCCGUCCGCCCGGCCGCCGUGGACGGGCAUAACCAGCCGUGGCUGUGGCGGGACAUCCUCAACCACCACCGCUCCUGGUCCCAGCGCAUGCUGGUUUCCUCUGCCCUGCCACCCAUCCGCUGGGCGAGUUGGGCUGGGCUGGCUCGUAGCUGGCAUAGUCCGACGGAGGAGUUGGGGAGGGUGCUGGUUGAGAUGGCGGUGGACGAGAGUCGAGCGCUGUAUAGUGGGCCUGGCGUGGAGGGAGAGGGUAGGACUUUGGGGAAUAUUGCUCUGCGACGACUGGCCAGAGAAAAGAAAUGA